GGGUCCGAAAUGCUGUUGCUUUUUUUCUGGGAACAUUUUAGUCAGCUGCACACGUUUGAAAGCAUGCAGUCGUGUGACUAACUGACGGAACGAGUAGCAUAUUUCAUCAAAGUUUCAAUGCCGAAAGAGGAGGCAUGGAGCACUCUGCUUGUAUUUUGGAGGAUUUGAAGCAGUUUAUCAUAAAUGAUGCCCCACCAACAGUGUAUUACAUCCCAGAUUUCAUAUCCGAGGAUGAAGAGGCUUACCUCCUUCAGCAGGUGUACAAGUCACCAAAAACCAAGUGGACUCAGCUGUCAGGCAGGAGGCUUCAGAACUGGGGAGGGUUACCACAUCCUAAAGGCAUGCUUGCAGAAAAGAUUCCUGACUGGCUCCAGACGCACUGUGAGAAAAUCUCCUCUCUUGGUGCAUUCAGCGGGAAAACAGCCAACCAUGUGUUGGUGAAUGAGUACAAACAAGGAGAAGGGAUUAUGCCUCAUGAAGACGGCCCUCUGUACCACCCUACAGUCACCACCAUCAGCCUGGGCUCUCACACACUCCUGGACUUCUACACGCCCAUCAGCAGCCUGGAUGGUGAUGCACCGCAGACGGAGGAGAACCGCUUCCUCUUGUCCCUGCUGGUGAAGCCGCGCAGUCUUCUGAUCCUGCAGGAUGACAUGUACCAGCGUCUCCUUCAUGGCAUCCAGUCCUGCGCCCAGGACACGCUGACGGAUAAGGUGGUGAACCUGUCUGCUGCUGGCGCCCUGCAGGGGGAGACGCUGACCAGAAGCACCAGAGUGUCACUGACCAUCCGACACGUGCCAAAAGUGAUGAAGAACAAACUUAUACUGGGGAGGAAAUGAGCAAAGACUGCAUGUUUGUUAUGAUUCUACAAACUGUGUUCAGCACUGACACCAACAGGCAAAAUCAACGGGAGUCUCCUGCAUGCUGCUUUAUGACUUAUAUCACGCAUAUGUCUUUAAUGGUUCACUACAAGCUUUGUUAACAACUCUGGAGCUUACCAAGUAUUAUUACACAUGGAGAAACGGUUAAAGUUAUGAUUUCACCUCUUAACUGUUGUGGCAAACAUGUGGAACAUCCAAGUACUGUGGUAAAAAAUGAUGUCUUAAAAGUCUUUACAUCUCUGAUGAACAGACUUAUCAGAAAACAAGCAUUUGUUCAAGUCUUAAGUGGAAACCUUCAUAUAUUCUGUAUUUUUACUUUUUAAUUGACAUUUUUUCUCAGAAAGAGUCUGUAUUUUUUGAUCAACCAGUGUCAACAUCAACACUGCAUUCAUUAAAUAGCUUUGAAACUGGUUAUUGGUUGUGCUUAUGUAAGAGUUUUAUUUGAAGCUUUUCUUUGAGGUGUGUCUGACUGAACAAUUGAUCAAGUUUACUGUUAUUAUUCAGAUUGAAAAUGUUUUGUUCAGGUUGAAGUUAAAUCUGUUCAGACUCAUCUCUUUUAGGCAAAUGAAAUGUUGCAAAGCAGAACUGAAAGUCAUUCAGGCUGAAGCUGUUUUGUUACAAACACCAGAUUUAGUUUCUUAAAGGCUCUGUCAUCCUGAGCUCUGUCCUCAACAUGCCCUGACUUUGUUUGACUUUGGUGUGAACUCAUAUUUCACAGGAGAACAGCACGACAAUGGAGCCACAGACUAAACGUUGGAAGGGCUCGGAGUGUGACACAGACUCCUGGGUUGCUUAUCCUGUAUUGUCAGAUGAGCAGUCACAAGAUGUGGAGCUAAUAGAAGCGUUUGCUGCACCCAUUGUCAACAAGAGAGAGACGUCUCGACUGGUUCGGGAGCUGAACAGCCUCUGCCCGUUGAGCGACCUUCAGCACGUAAAGAGGGUGCGGGCGGUGAAGGAGAAGAGCAGCCCUCACCCUCUGGAAGUCCUCCUGUGCCUGGUCAGUGAUGCACCAGACAUGAAGGUGGUCAACAUCAAGUCUCUGCUCCCCUCAGGUAAAUGCGAGGGAUUAGGUGAACCUUUCGUGGUAAAGGUCCCUGCACGCCCCCCUUUGACCCGACCCCAGUUUGAGCUGUCGAGCAAACACUGGCCCACUUCCUUUCAUGAGGACAAACAGGUGACCGUCGCCCUGAGAGGAGAGCUCUUUGGUCCAGCUCAGAAAACUCUGAUGCACACGUAUAUGAUGUCUGCUGUGACUACGGCCCGAGCAGGACACAGGAUGGGGAUGGAGGCAGUGGGUGCGGUUGUGGUCGACCCUGUGAAGGAGAAAGUCAUUGCAGUUGGCCAUGACUGCAGAGGGGACCAUCCUCUCCAUCAUGCUGUGAUGGUCUGCAUCGACCUGGUGGCUCGGAGUCAGGGAGGAGGGUGUUAUUCUUUUGACAGAUACGCUGCCUGUUCAUUCACUCCACCAGCUCCAGAAACGACUCCAAGCUCUCCUGACUCAGAGGGGAGCUCUCAGCCGUACAUUUGCACCGGGUACGACUUCUAUGUGACCAGAGAACCUUGUGUCAUGUGCGCCAUGGCUCUGGUGCACUCCAGAGUUGGUCGUGUUUUCUACGGCACCGCCUCUGCUGACGGGGCGUUUGGGACCAGAUAUAAAAUCCACUCACAGAGAGACUUGAAUCACCGCUUUGACGUCUACAAAGGAGUCCUGAGAAAGCAGUGUGAAGAUCUGAACAUCUUAGACCAAAUCAAAGUGGACAGUUUACAGGAGAGUAUUUGAUACAGGCAUCAGUUUCAUCAGCAGCCUGUCUCCUUCUUCACACAGGUGAUCUGCAGGUAUCAACUUUUGUUUCAUUAUUACAUUUUAAUAAAGAUUUUAACACGUGUAGGUUGUUGUGUUGAAAGAAUGUGUAGGAGGGAAUGUUAAACAAGAGCUGCUCAUGCUGUUUGGCUUCAGACAUGGAGGCGUUUGAUUUGUUUUUGUUGUAAUAACAAAGGAUACAAAACAGCCCAGACUACAUACUAACACAUUGUUUCUGAGGUUUUAGAUGCAGAUUUGAACCUGUCUCUGUGGACAUGUAGCUCCCUUUUCUUGCUCACCUGCAGGACAGUUAAGUAUUAUUCACAGCAGAUGAUAACUGCAGGUAUACACGGUUGGAUGUCACCACCUUUAAACAAAUACAGAGCUGAUAUUUUAACGGUCUAACCACCAACAGACAAUGUUUGAGACUGUUGGAUGUCCUUUUUCAACAGCUGCUGUAUUUUUAUUCAGAUAUCAAACGUGCAGCUGUCAUCACAAACCUCCUUAAAUAAAUAUAAAACAUGGGUUUGUCACUGAGAGAUAUUGAACUAAAGUGUAGUUUCAUAAGUUUGAACUAAAAAUGUUUAACUUUUUUUCAAAGAAGCUUCUUUCCUCAUUCACAUCCUCUUACCUCUGCAGCUUGUUUCACUAAUUUAAGGGAUGGUCUGUGUCUUUUUUCUUUUAAGAUGUAUUUUCUUCACAGUAAUCUGGCCGAAUUCAACUAAAGGCAUUUCAAGUUUUGUAUUUCUGAUAUUUUUGAUAAAGCUUCAAUACUUAAUUCAAAAGGCAGCUGGAUGUACUUGAAAUUAUGAAGUUGAUUCCUGUGAUAAAAGUUGUGCAUUUA
Messenger RNA from Notolabrus celidotus (New Zealand spotty), 3526 nucleotides. It is a transcript of the gene adat3, whose product is annotated as adenosine deaminase tRNA specific 3. Gene Ontology annotation, molecular function: tRNA-specific adenosine-34 deaminase activity. Gene Ontology annotation, cellular component: nucleus; cytoplasm. The record is from RefSeq and is a predicted model, not a curated record. The transcript has 2 exons. NCBI's taxonomy places the organism in Eukaryota, Metazoa, Chordata, Actinopteri, Labriformes, Labridae. Bases 1615 to 2661 code for a protein of 348 amino acids.